Molecule: messenger RNA, 1522 nt
Organism: Mizuhopecten yessoensis (Yesso scallop)
Lineage: Eukaryota; Metazoa; Mollusca; Bivalvia; Pectinida; Pectinidae
Product: tereporin-Ca1-like
Exons: 2
Coding region: 154-825 (223 amino acids)
Biological process (GO): cytolysis in another organism; pore complex assembly; monoatomic cation transport
Cellular component (GO): pore complex
Molecular function (GO): channel activity
Source: RefSeq, a predicted model, not a curated record
UUCUGUGCACGCGAUCACUCCCUGAUCAACACUCCUAGACAAGACAGUUCCUGGUUCGCAGAAAACAAUCGUGUAGUGAGAAAAGUACCAUCUGUUAGGAAACAUUAUCGCCUGGAAGAGUCGGGACAUCUUAGUAUACAAAACAGCGUCAGGAUGAUCGGGCAAGCUACUCACACGCUCCUCGCGUUAUGGCAGUUAGGAUUCGUACUCGGCCAGUUGGAUCCACAGAUCGUGUCCGCCAUUACCGGUGGUAUCAUUGACGGGACCUCGCUGCACGGUACCAGCCUAAACUCUCUGAUGGACACGCUCAGUUACAGAAACGUGAUCGGAAUGGAGGUGGAUAACUACAGUAAGUGGGCCAUGACCAGUCCUAUCGCCUACCCCGACAGAGGAGUGGUCACUCUUUCUCCGCGGGAGGUACAUUCGGGUCAGCGAGAAGCCAUGCUCGCCAGGAAAACCAGUUUAACCGCCACUGGAACACAAGGGACCGUCUCGUGGCUGAUUGACAACCGCCGCGUGAUCGUCAUGUGGGAGGCGCCAUUCAACUUCGACUUCUACUCCAAUAAACUGGCUGUGGGGAUAAUACCAUAUGGAACCCAUACCAGCGCCAUGUUUGACGUCAUGAACAAGGGGUCGGGCAACUUCACCAGAGGCGUAUACGACCGGAACAUACACACCAUAGUGUACUGUGACGAGGAUUUGUGUGUGGAGGGCACCAUGGGAACAAGUCACAAGACCCAGGUCCACAUACAAGUCAUCCCUACAGCCAUCGACAACGUGGCCAGAACCCUGGAAACGUACAUUCCCGAGACUCUUGUUGGCUAGACCUAUUUUAAACAUUAUUUACUUUAUCUACAUCACUCUCCUGUCUACAAGUAGCAUUGCAACGAUUUUUUGUGACAUUGAAUAACCCUCUUAACUUAAAACCUCAUUAUAAUAUUUAAGAAACUCUAAUUUGAUCUAACCAACAGCUUUCGACAUUCAAUCAACACUCUUUUUUAUAGUAUUACUUUUCUAGUUACCCAACAGAGACUCCCAAGUUUGAUCUUCAAUCCUUCCCUACCCAUCCUCGAUACUCCAAUAGUUACGUUCGCUUUCGCUCUCUGCACCCCUGGAAUAUGUCGUGAUAAAAAUCGAAGGAUCAGUGUGCGCCAUCUUUUGGAUGAGACAAGAAGACUAGUUUGAUUCUUCGAUGUACAUCAAAAGAAUCUCUCGGUUGCGUAACGGUAACAUUGAUAGGCUUUGAAGUCGGAUGUCGCUCCUCUGUUAUCUAUCAGUCUAACGAGGGAUCAGUUCCCUACCCAUCCAAUAAAGCUCGAUAUUUGACCUUCAAUGUUUCCUACUCAUAGAAGUCCUUUAUUUGACCUUCGAUACCUCCCUAACCAACAACGUCCCAUGUUUGACGUUCGAUACCUCCCUAACCAACAACGUCCCAUGUUUGACGUUCGAUACCUCCCUAACCAACAACGUCCCAUGUUUGACGUUCGAUACCUCCCUAACCAACAACGUCCCAUAUUUGACC